Exophiala dermatitidis NIH/UT8656 is the source of this 902-nucleotide messenger RNA. RefSeq lists its product as uncharacterized. The coding region runs from base 145 to 564 and encodes 139 amino acids. Lineage: Eukaryota; Fungi; Ascomycota; Eurotiomycetes; Chaetothyriales; Herpotrichiellaceae. The record is from RefSeq and is a predicted model, not a curated record. The transcript has a single exon.
UGUCUUUCUCCUCCACUGGCUGGAAACGCAUCUCUCCUCAGGCACGGUGCUGUACUGGUGACAACGAGAAAGCAGCUCCGAGGGGAGGCAGUCCGUUGUUCUGUUGAACCCGAGGUCCUCAUCAAAUUGCCUCAUAUAUAAUUCAUGGCCCAAACUGACGGAUUCCAUGAUGAUCAUGCUGUGCAAGGCUGUUCGACCGGGCGUGGCUUCUUCACGCUCUGCCGCCUCAUCUUGACGCAUUCUGCAGUAAGUGAUAGUUGUCGAUAUCACACCGCUAUGUUCACUCCAAGUCUUGCAACUCGGCGGCGUCCAAGCCCGAGAGAGUAUCGGUACUGCUGUUGCGCGACUGUGGUGAUAAACGAGCGCUGCCGCCUUGAACCCAUUCCGCAUGCUGCACAACGGCUGAGUUCUCUUCGUUUGCUUCUCCCUCUGUGCAUGCGGGAGGCAACUGCCAGCCGCUACACUUGUUGUCAAUCUCGCGGUCGGUGUCCGCGUCGAGCAGGAGACCCAGACGUCCUCUGGUAUGCAUAUUGGACCAGGAUUCGUGAAGUGAAGAUACAGUAGAUGACGCUUGCGCAAGGUACCCGGGAUUGUAAUUCCGCAGAGCCUCGUAUUAGGGAGCCCUACGUCAACUGACAGUUGCAGAAAAUGCCAUGCGGCUUGUCUUAUUAUAGUAGGGGUCCUGGGGUGGAUAUAUGAAGCUCCGAGUCUUUCAGCAUCCUAACGGUUCCGGCGCUGCCAUCAGCAUUUCGUCCAAUUGCGAGAUAAUGUCUUCAUCCAAGCUCAAAUCACCGACGACAUUGUGGCACAGCUCUUCGGGACGUGAGUUCAUAGGCUGAGGGGACCAAUGCCAGGCUUUUCUCGUAUCGUAUGGUGUGUUCCAAACGAAUCGCGGAGGUGGA